Triticum dicoccoides is the source of this 1061-nucleotide messenger RNA. Its product is annotated as pre-mRNA splicing factor SR-like 1. Bases 96 to 1061 code for a protein of 321 amino acids. The transcript is spliced from 6 exons. The record is from RefSeq and is a predicted model, not a curated record. NCBI's taxonomy places the organism in Eukaryota, Viridiplantae, Streptophyta, Magnoliopsida, Poales, Poaceae.
GCCAGCACAAGCUUCCCCUCCACCCGCUCCACCGCGCCGCCGCCGCCGCCGCCACCGCCGUGGCCUCCCUGGCGAGCCCACAGGGGUCGGGAGAAAUGGCGAUACAGUCGUCCGGACGGCCCUAUCAGAUGCUGAUAGAGAAGCAGCUGUGCUUAAAAAUUGUCGAUUCGGCCUUCUACAAGAUGACCUAUAAUAUCGAUACCCACAAAAUUGCGAUCGACGAUAUUUACAACCAGGUCGACCAUGUCAAACCAUGGAUGACCGACGAAGAAGGCGAAGAAGGCGGCCCCUCCUGUGCCUUCUGCCUCCUAUACAAACUGUUUACCAUGAAUCUUACUGCGGUCCAGAUAAACGAUCUGCUCAAGCACCCGGACUGCCCUUAUAUAAGAGCUAUCGGAUUUCUGUACCUGCGUUACGUUGCGGAACCAGGGACCUUAUGGGGGUGGUACAAGCCCUACAUUGAAGAUCCUGAGGUGUUUUCCCCUGGAUCCAAUGGAGAAAGGACAACUAUGGGUUCUUAUGUUCGUGAUCUCCUUCUUGGUCAGUCCUACUUCAAUACUCCUCUUCCGCUAGUGCCUCCCUCGAUUUUGAGACAGAUCAAGUAUGCUCUUGAGAAGAUGAGGCUCCCAACAAGACGGUCAAGGAUAACUCAAGUUUCAGAUGCUACUGCGCAGUGUCCUCAUUCAGUACGAGAUAUUGGAAGGAGUCAUGACAUUGGUCAUGCAAAAUCUUCACUGAGGAAACACCAAAGUCAACGUCGUGAGCAUAAUCAUGACACUGAUAGGAGCCGUUCAGACCGUGAUCGUCACUGGUACAAUGUUACAGACCAUGGUAGGCAAAUCGGUAAUAACACAGACCAUGAUUACCAUCGCUCAAGCUAUUCAGGAAGGGAUGCCGAGAGGCGUGGCCGUGAAAGGAGGGACGAGGGCCUUGAUCGAAGUGGGAGGAGGAGGAGGAGGAGGAGGAGCAGGAGCAGGAGCAGGAGCUACGACGGCAGCACCAGGAGGAGGAGGAGGAGCAGCAGCAGCAGCAGCAGGAGGGAAGCCGGAGGCAGAGGAUAG